Molecule: messenger RNA, 13086 nt
Organism: Penicillium brevicompactum
Lineage: Eukaryota; Fungi; Ascomycota; Eurotiomycetes; Eurotiales; Aspergillaceae
Exons: 2
Coding region: 1-13086 (4361 amino acids)
Biological process (GO): microtubule-based movement
Cellular component (GO): dynein complex
Molecular function (GO): dynein light intermediate chain binding; minus-end-directed microtubule motor activity; ATP binding
Source: RefSeq, a predicted model, not a curated record
AUGGAGGUCGCCUCAUCAGGCGUGCCGAAUGGCGUUUCAGCGCCAGAAGCGACAGCUCUGGUCGACUCCGGCGCAGUCAUCCAGUACCUGACGGAGGUGCUCCAGGUAACACUGGGAGCCCAGAAGUCCGAGCUGGAGGGCGAAGGUAGCUUGCUUUCCGAAUCCAGAUACAACGAAACUUUACAACGGUGCACGCGAUUCGCCUCCGAAUCGCAAGUCGCGCUCUAUGUGCAAAAGGACAUUGUGGCUGCGGAGGAAACAAACGGUGAAGCGGAGGACCAAGGUAGGCCACUUCCAGUCUUGAGGGGUGUGGAUGAUAACGAUUCUGACUAUACGAGCACAGAAGUGGUCGUGCAACAUGUUUACAACCUCUCCUCCGAUAUCUCGUCUGCUCCCACCACCGUGGCUUCGGUAGCUAUCAUUAAGCGACCCGUCCCAAUUGACCCGACCCUCCCGAUGGCGUCGCAAGUCCAAGUCAUGAACCUUCCUGGUCCAGCAUCCCUCAACAAUGCCCCCGCACAGCAGGGCAACUCCAUGCACUUCCAGAUUCUGCACCUCUUGUUACAUCACGGUCUCAGCCCGUACUUCGAAGCAUACACCCGUAGCUUGGACACAGCCGCCGGCACAAAAUCGAAAACCGACACGGAGGCCAAGACUGGUAUUCCAGGCACCAAGAAGAGAUUCGCGGACCUGGAGCUUGGGCUGAUGCACCUCCAGCAGAAUGUGGAGAUUCCAGCUCUGAACCUGCCCCUUCAUGAGGUUGUGCAGGCUGCCUUGAAGGAUGCCGAAACCCGUGGUAUCAAGGCUUCUGUCGAGCUGAUCCCAUCUACUGUGCUCGAGAGCAGCGCUUUCACGAACAGUAUUCAGAAUGUUGUCAACGGUUGGAUUCGGUCGAUCCAGACAAUCACCAAGAUGUCCCGCGACCCCGACAGCGAGUCAGCAUCCCCGGAGGUGAACUUCUGGCUAUCUAUGGAGUCUGCGCUUGAAGGAAUCGAUGCCCAGCUAAACAGCGAAGGCGUUAAAUUGACUAUGGACAUUCUGCGUCACGCGAAACGUUACCAACCAACUCUCAGUUUCGUGGCGGAUACUGGAUUGAAAGAUGCCACUGAAUUGGUUCAGAAGUACAACCAGCUCAUGCGAGAUUUCCCUCUUGACGAGCUCUUGUCUGCAACUUCUCUCCAAAAGGUUCAGGAAUCACUGAACUUGAUUUUCAAUCACUUGAACAAGAAGUUGAAAAUCUGCCCUUAUCCCAUUAAACGCGCACUUUCACUCGUGGAAGCUAUUUCGGGAGAUCUUGAUAAGAAAAUCCAUGAGCUGAUCGCCGGACGCACGAUUCUACACUUGGAUUACCGUGAGUUCAGGUCAUUGAUGAAGAUUACGCAAGCUAUUUGGCGUACUUGGGAUGAGAACCUCAAGGAGUUCACCAACGUUGCUCGUGAGUCAACACGGCGUCGUAAUGAGAAGUUCAUUCCAAUCAAGAUCAAUGCCCGACAUGACAAGACCCGGGAGCGAGUGAAGUAUGUGGACACAUUCAGAAUCAACCACGAGCAGCUUCAAAAGACCAUCAUCAAUGUUCUUGGACCAAACAGCUCUUCAUCCACUGAGACUAAUGCUGGCAUUGACGCCGAUGGCGCGGUCAUUGUCGAGGAAAUCGGUGAUGUUGACGCUGUGGAGGAAGUUGCACACGCUUAUGCCGCAUUGAAAAACGUUGACGUAUUGGACGUUUCCCCAAGUGGCUCUUUGAACUGGGAACAGGCCGAAAUCGCCUACAGCGAGCGUACUUCUCGUGUCGAGAACUCCAUCAUUGCUCGUCUGCGCGACCGUCUAGCAACAGCUAAGAACGCCAAUGAGAUGUUCCGUGUGUUUUCCAAAUUCAAUGCUUUGCUUGUUCGCCCUAAGAUUCGGGGUGCAAUCGGCGAGUAUCAAACCCAACUCAUCGACAAUGUAAAGCGAGACAUCAGUGCAUUACACGAACGCUUCAAGCAGCAAUACGGUAAUUCUGAAGCUCAUGCCAUGGCCCAAUUGCGAGACCUACCACCAGUCUCAGGCGCCAUUAUCUGGACUCGUCAGAUUGAACAUCAACUUGACGGUUACAUGCGCAAGGUGGAGAAUGUCCUCGGUGAAAACUGGCAUCUUCACUCCGAGGGUCAGAAGCUGCAGGCCGAGGGAAAUUUGUUCCGCAAGAAGCUUGACACUCGACCAGUCUUCGAGUCCUGGCUUUGGGAUGUUCAACGACGUCACAUUACAAUCGCUGGUCGGUUGUUCAAUGUCAUUCGUAACCGCUCAGCUGGAAACACCCUAGAAUUGGCUGUCAACUUCGACGCUCAGAUCAUUGCUCUUUUUAAGGAAGUGCGCAACCUCAUCUGGCUCAACUUCCAGGUUCCGCACGCCGUCAGCAACAUCUCGAAGGAGGCUAAGCGAGUUUACCCCUAUGCCAUCAGUCUUAUGGAAAGUGUCCGCACUUUGUUGCAGACAAACCGCCAGAUCAUGUCUAUGGCCGAUGCCAACAUGCUGCUCAAUGGUUACAUGAACGAUGUCCAGGUCAUGGUUGCUAAAGGUAUUCCUCUUCGAUGGGAAUCAUUUGUUCAUUCUUACGAGCUCCAUGUCAAACAGUCGGCACUGGCGAAUGGAGCUAUCGAGUCAUCCUUGCCUGGUCGCUCUGAAAGCAAGCAUGUCCAAUUCGUCCGCGAAUUUGCAUUCUCCGCAUCUACGCUUCAAAGUAAAACGACUGUGCUGAUAUCAAUCAACGAGAACAUUCAGAAGUCGAUCCACGAACUUAAGACGUGUCCAUACGAUGCAUCCGCAUUCAAGCAGCGCCUGGACAGUAUUCAGGUUGCUGUUGACAAGCUUAACCUCGAGAAUUACGUCAACCUGGGAUACUGGGUUGCCCAGCUCAACGCAACCAUCCAGACAAUUCUUCGUGAUCGACUCCACCGUGCUGUCAGGGAGUGGAUUUCUGUCUUCCAAGAUUCAACGAAUGAGAACACCACAUCACAGCAUGCUGUCACAACCGAGGCUGAGGCUUUGAGCUACAAGAUCCAAUUCCCCGAACUUCUCCACGAGAUCUUGAUGAAGAACCAAGUUCUCCAUCUUGACCCGCCUUUGCAGUUUGCGCGCGCCAGUUGGUUCUCUCAUUUCGAUACAUGGCUCGGCGUGAUCUGCAACCUGGAAAAGAUAAAACCGUCUCGUUACCAGAUUUCUAUCGGCGUGCAGAAUGUUCGCCAAUCCGAAGUCUGCUUCUCCGACCUCCCACAGCACUGUACAGAUGAGCUGAAUGAAGUCUACAACGUUGUUGAAACAAGACUGAAUGGGGUUUCCGAGUAUGUCGACAAGUGGCUACAGUUCCAAUCGCUUUGGGAUCUGCGGUCUGAGCAAGUUUACGACAUUUUGGGCGACGACCUCUCACAGUGGCUUCAGCUGCUCCAAGAGAUCAGAAAAAGUCGAGCUACGUUUGACACAUCUGAAGUCAGCCGAGGAUUUGGGAACAUCAGAAUUGACUACGAACAAGUUCAGACCAAGGUCAAUGCCAAAUAUGACCAGUGGCAGCAUGAAAUCCUUGUUAAAUUCGGCUCCAAGCUGGGUGGACGUAUGAGAGAGGUUCACUCGGAGAUCGCUGCAGCCCGUCGGGACUUGGAGGGCCAGACUUUGGAGGCCUCAUCUACCGCACAUGCGGUCUCGUUCAUCACCAUCGUUCAACAGUGCAAGCGCAAGACCCGCGUCUGGGAACCAGAAGUUGAUUUGUUCCGUCAAGGCCAGACUACACUCGCCCGCCAACGCUACCAGUUCCCUUAUGACUGGCUUCACGUUGAAAAUGUCGAUGGCGAAUGGACAGCACUCAACGAGCUUCUCAGCCGCAAGAGCAAGAUUGUUCACGAGCAGACCGAAGGCUUGCGCGCGAAGAUCACCGCGGAGGACCGAGUCAUUGCCGACAAGAUUGCCGAAGUCAUCGUCCAGUGGAACGAUGAGAAGCCCGUAUCUGGUACCAUCCCCCCCGAGGAAGCCUCUCGCACUCUUAGCUCGUUCCAGUCUCGCCUCGAGAAUCUUCAGUCUGAGUUUGAGAUGGUCUCCAAGGCCAAGGAAGCCCUCGAUCUCACUGCAAGUGCCGAGUCCUCGCUCCCUCCCAUUCUUGAAGAGGUCCAGGACUUUAUGUCUGUAUGGGCUGCUCUAGCAACCAUUUGGAACAGUCUCAAUGACCUUCGCGAUGGGCUGUGGACUAGUGUACAGCCCAGGAAGCUUCGCCAGGCCCUUGACAAUCUGAUCAAGAUGACCAAGGAGAUGCCUAGCCGGAUGAGACAAUAUGCUGCCUUUGAGCAUAUCCAGAAUGUCCUCCGCCAAUUGCUCAAGGUCAACACUCUGCUCUCUGACAUGAAAUCCGAAGCUGUCAAGGAGCGACACUGGCAUAAGAUCUACAAGAGCCUGAAACCCGACAAGCGAUUCUCUCUUGUAUCUUUGACUCUUGGUGAUGUUUGGGACCUGCAACUCGCAUCAAGCGAUGCCAUCAUUCGCGGUAUCAUCGCGCAGGCUCAAGGCGAAAUGGCAUUGGAAGAAUUCUUGAAGUCUGUUCGCGAGACUUGGCAAAACUACUCUCUCGACCUAGUGCACUACCAGAACAAAUGCCGUCUCAUCAAGGGAUUCGACGAUCUGUUUGCCAAGUGCAGUGAGAACUUAAACUCCCUUCAGGCCAUGAGACAUUCUCCAUACUACAAAGAAUUUGAAGAGGAGGCCACUGCCUGGGAGGAUAAACUGAACCGUGUCCACGUUCUGUUUGACGUCUGGAUCGAUGUCCAACGACAAUGGGUCUACCUUGAAGGUGUUUUCACCGGAAAUGCCGAUAUCAAACACCUGCUUCCCCUGGAGUCCGGCCGUUUCCAGAACAUCAACUCUGAAUUCUUCGCUGUCAUGAAGAAGGUUUACAAAUCUCCAUUUGUUCUUGAUGUACUUGCUAUCGUUGAUGUUCAAAAAUCCCUGGAAAGAUUGGCCGAUCUGUUGAACAAGAUUCAGAAAGCACUCGGUGAAUAUCUUGAGCGGGAGCGUGUCUCAUUCCCUCGCUUCUAUUUCGUGGGUGACGAGGAUCUGCUGGAGAUCAUUGGUAACAGCAAUGAUAUCUUCCGAGUCGCCAAGCAUUUCAAGAAGAUGUUUGCCGGUAUGUCAGGCCUUGUUAUGGAUGAUGACAACAACAUUGUUGCUUUCACUUCCAAGGAAGGGGAGGAAGUCCGCCUGAAGAAGGAAGUCAACCUCCUCAAGACUCCCCGGAUCAAUGACUGGCUUUCAGCUCUGGAGAACAACAUGAAGUUGACCUUGGCGGAGCUCCUUGGCGAAGCCGUCGAGCAAUUCGAUACCCUUUACAAUGCUACAGACGUCGAUCGGACUGCCUUCAAUGACUUCCUUGCAAACUACCCUGCCCAGAUCGUUGUCCUCGCCAGCCAGGUUGUCUGGACCAACUCGGUACAGAAGUCCUUGGAGGAAGGCGGAAGCACACUGCCUGCUUUGCACGGUGCUGAGGUUCGAAUUCUGGAGCUUCUCGCUGCUACAGUUCUUGGUGAGCUCGACCCCAUCACGCGCAAGAAGUGUGAGCACAUGAUCACAGAGUUUGUGCACCAAAGAGAUUGCAUUUCCAAGCUCAUCAGCCUCAAUGCUACCACAUCCACGCAUUAUCUAUGGCUACUCCAGAUGCGUUAUGUAUACGAGCCAGAGGGUGAUUUCCUGCAGCGUCUGUAUGUUCACAUGGCCAAUGCCAAACUCAACUACGGAUUCGAAUAUCUGGGUGUUCCUGAGCGGCUUGUUCGCACUCCGCUUACAGAUCGUUGUUUCCUCACCCUUACCCAGGCUCUCUGUCAGCGACUAGGUGGUUCCCCCUACGGUCCUGCUGGUACUGGUAAGACCGAGUCCGUGAAAGCAUUGGGUCUCCAACUUGGUCGUUUCACCCUUGUGUUCUGCUGUGACGACACAUUCGACUUCCAGGCGAUGGGCCGUAUCUUCCUUGGUAUUUGUCAAGUGGGUGCUUGGGGUUGUUUCGACGAAUUCAACCGUUUGGAGGAACGCAUUCUGUCUGCUGUUUCCCAGCAAAUUCAGAACAUCCAGAUUGGUUUGAAGAACAAUAGCGACGGUGAUAAGUCUCAAAUCGAUCUUGUUGGCAGACGACUUGCUGUGAAUUCCAACACUGGAAUCUUCAUCACCAUGAAUCCUGGUUAUGCUGGUCGCUCCAACCUGCCGGACAAUUUGAAGAAGCUGUUCCGCAGUGUUGCCAUGUCUAAGCCAGACAAGGAACUCAUUGCUGAAGUCAUGCUCUUCUCUCAGGGUUUCAAACAGGCCAAGCCUUUGUCCAAGCAAACUGUUCCCUUCUUCGACCACUGUGCUUCCCGGCUGUCCAAACAAGCUCACUACGACUUUGGCUUGCGUGCUCUGAAAAGUGUCCUUGUCAGCUCGGGUGGCCUCAAGCGUGCUCGUUUGGCGAACGCUGAUGGAGAGCUUGGACCCGACGAUAUCAUCGAACCCCAAAUUAUUGUUCAAAGUUUGCGGGAAACCAUCGCACCCAAGCUUGUACGCGAAGAUGUGGAGAUUAUGCUGGACAUACAGACCGAAGACUUCGCUGGUGUUGAUUACGUUCCUGCCAAUUUCGAGGCACUGACCCAGGCAAUCCGCGAUAUCGCCACCAAGGAGCAGCAUCUUGUCGACAGUGAAAUGUGGAUCAACAAGGCGCUGCAGCUGUAUCAGAUCCAAAGCAUUCACCAUGGUGUGAUGAUGGUUGGAAAGUCAGGAGCUGGUAAAUCUGCCGCCUGGAAAAUCCUUCUUCAAGCAAUGCAGCGGAUUGAAGGCGUCGAAGGUGUUUCCCACAUCAUCGACUCCAAGGUUAUGUCAAAGGAAGCCCUCUAUGGUAACCUGGACAGCACUACCCGUGAAUGGACGGACGGUCUGUUCACCGGAAUUUUGAGAAAGAUUGUGGAUAACCUGAGAGGUGAAGACAGCAAGCGCCACUGGAUUGUCUUUGAUGGAGACGUCGAUCCUGAAUGGGUUGAGAACUUGAACAGUGUUUUGGAUGACAACAAACUACUCACGCUUCCUAACGGAGAGCGUCUCAAUCUGCCUCCAAACGUGCGCAUCAUGUUUGAAGUCGAGAGUUUGAAAUAUGCCACUCUCGCCACGGUCAGUCGUUGCGGUAUGGUGUGGUUCAACGCCGACACUGUCACGCCGACAAUGAUGAUUUCCAACUAUGUUGAAAGUCUGAGAACCAAGGUGUUCGAGGACUUGGAUGAGGAUACUGUUCCCGCAGGAACUGGAGUAAUUCGGGCUCAGGAUGCCCAGGACACUGUUGCAACCAUACUCAAGCAGUUCUUGGAGGUUGACGAUCUUGUCCUCAAAGCUUUGGACGAGGCCAAGAAAUACAACCACAUCAUGGAGUUCACCGACAUCCGUGCUCUCAACACCCUCUUCAGCUUGUUGAACAAGGCCUGCCGCAAUGUUCUUGAAUACAAUGCCCAGCAUCCAGACUUCCCUCUCGAUCCUGAGCAGAUCGAGUCUUACAUGUCCAAGAAACUUCUUCUGACACUGGUCUGGUCUCUGACGGGUGACUGCCCACUUGCUGAUCGCAAGGCAUUUGGUCAAUACGUUACGGGAAUGUCUACCAUUGAUCUUCCACCUGAUGGCGACUCGUCUCUCAUUGAUUACGACGUCACUCUGCCUAAAUCGGAAUGGACUACUUGGCAAUCACAGGUGCCCACAAUUGACAUCAACACUCAUUCCGUCACUCAAACUGACGUGAUCAUUCCCACCGUUGAUACUGUCCGACACGAGGAUGUGCUGUACUCGUGGCUCGCUGAGCAUAAGCCCUUGCUACUUUGCGGUCCUCCUGGAUCUGGUAAGACCAUGACAUUGUUUGCGGCGCUCAGAAAGCUUCCCAAUAUGGAAGUUGUUGGUCUCAACUUCUCGAGUGCUACUACACCCGAUCUUUUGAUCAAGACAUUUGAACAAUACUGCGAGUACAAGAAAACUCUCAACGGCGUGGUGAUGUCUCCUAACCAAAUCGGUCGUUGGCUUGUCAUCUUCUGCGACGAAAUCAACCUUCCCGCCCCCGAUCGCUACGGUACUCAACGCGCCAUCUCAUUCUUGCGACAACUUGUCGAGCAGAAUGGCUUUUGGAGGACCACUGACAAGACAUGGGUUUCCCUGGAUCGCAUUCAGUUUGUUGGUGCUUGUAACCCUCCUACCGAUGCUGGCCGUACGCCAAUGGCUGAGAGAUUCCUGCGCCACGCGCCCCUUGUCAUGGUUGACUACCCUGGCGAGAUAUCUCUCAACCAGAUUUAUGGCACAUUUAACUCCGCUGUUCUCAAGAUUCUCCCAUUGCUGCGUGGAUAUUCUGACGCCCUCACCAAGGCCAUGGUACAAUUCUACCUCGAGUCUCAAUCUCGCUUCACGCCCAAGAUUCAGCCCCACUAUGUUUAUUCACCCCGUGAACUUACUCGAUGGGUCCGUGGUCUCUAUGAAGCAAUCAAGCCUCUUGAAACUCUUUCCAUCGAGGGUCUCAUCCGCAUAUGGGCGCAUGAAGCUUUGCGUCUAUUCCAAGACAGACUGGUAGACGAAGAGGAGAGAAACUGGACAGCAGAUGCCAUUCGCCGGAUUGCCUUGGAACACUUCCCCACGAUUAACGAUCAAGAAGCUCUGAAGGGCCCUAUCCUUUUCUCCAAUUGGCUGUCGAGGAACUACGUGCCAGUCGAACAGGAGAGUCUGCGCGACUUUGUCAAAGCACGUCUCAGAACCUUCUGCGAGGAAGAGGUGGAUGUUCCACUUGUGCUGUUCAAUGAUGUCUUGGAACAUGCUCUGCGCAUCGACCGGGUAUUCCGCCAACCCCAGGGUCAUCUUAUUCUCAUUGGUGUUAGUGGCAGUGGAAAGACCACACUAUCCCGCUUCGUCGCUUGGAUGAAUGGCCUCAAAGUCUUCCAAAUCAAGGUUCACGGAAAGUAUUCUUCUGAAGACUUCGAUGAUGACCUUCGCAGCGUUCUUCGCCGAGCAGGAUGUAAGGGCGAAAAGAUUUGCUUCAUCAUGGAUGAAUCCAAUGUCCUUGAUUCUGGCUUCUUGGAACGCAUGAACACUCUUCUUGCAAACGCUGAAGUGCCCGGUCUCUUCGAAGGCGAUGAGUUCUCCUCGCUUAUGACCGCCUGUAAAGAGGGUGCUCAACGUCAAGGAUUGCUCCUCGAUUCACAGGAGGAGCUUUACAAGUGGUUCACCCAACAGAUUGUCAAGAACCUUCACGUUGUAUUCACCAUGAAUCCACCAGAGGAUGGCCUUUCUUCAAAGGCAGCCACUAGUCCCGCCUUGUUCAACCGUUGUGUGCUCAACUGGAUGGGUGACUGGUCUGAUCAAGCUCUGUUCCAGGUUGGCUCGGAGCUCACUCAGUCGGUUGAUCUGGACAAACCAAAUUUCGUUUCGCCUGAUAGCAUUCCAGUGGCCUACCGUGAGCUGUCGCUCCCGGCCUCGCACAGAGACACUGUUAUCAACUCAAUGGUAUACAUCCAUCACUCGUUGCAUCGCUUCAACGGUCGUCUCCAGAAGCAACAAGGUCGUGCGACUUUCCUCACUCCUCGCCACUAUCUAGACUUUGUGGCGCAGUACGUGAGUCUGUUCAAUGAGAAACGUGAGGAUCUCGAGGAGCAGCAACGUCACUUAAAUAUUGGUCUCGAGAAACUUCACGAUACUGUAGACAAAGUGAGCGAUCUGCGCGGCAGUCUUGCUCAGAAGAAGACACAAUUGGAGAAGAAAGAUACGGAAGCAAACGAGAAGCUCCAACGAAUGGUUGCCGAUCAACAAGAAGCAGAACAGCGGAAGCAAGUCUCAUUGGAAGUGCAGGCCGCAUUGAAGAUACAAAAUGAGGAGGUAGCAACUCGGCGAGAGGUUGUUUUGAGCGAUUUGGCUCGAGCAGAACCCGCAGUCGAGGAAGCGAUGAAGAGUGUCAGCAACAUUAAGCGUCAGCAUCUCACCGAAGUUCGAUCUAUGGGUAAUCCCCCAGCCAGCGUGCGGCUUGCGCUUGAAGCCGUGUGCACGCUUUUGGGCCAUACCGUUGACAGCUGGAAGACUAUUCAAGGUCUUAUUCGCCGCGAUGAUUUCAUUGCCAGCAUCGUCAAUUACGAUAACUCAUCGCAAAUGACACGCAAGCACCGUGUGAAAAUGCAGAACGAGUACCUUUCAAAGGAGGACUUCACAUAUGAGCGAGUCUUCCGUGCCAGUAAGGCCUGUGGUCCUCUUGUUCAAUGGGUUGAAGCUCAGGUCAACUAUUCUACCAUUCUUGAUCGCAUCGGUCCUCUUCGCGAAGAGGUUGAUGAGCUCGAGGCUAAGGCACUCCAAACAAAGGCCGAGGCCCAAGCGAUUGACAAUACGAUCAAUGACCUGGAAAGCAGCAUCGCAACUUACAAGGCUGAAUACGCUACCCUCAUCAGCGAGACGCAAGCGAUCAAGUCCGAGAUGACUCGAGUUCAAUUCAAGGUCGACCGCAGUGUUCGUUUGCUCGACAGUCUCGCAUCAGAGCGUCAGCGCUGGGAAGAAGGCAGCAAGUCUUUCGAGACUCAAAUUAGCACCUUGGUCGGCGAUGUUCUCAUUGCAGCUGCAUUCCUUGCAUAUGCCGGUCUUUAUGAUCAGCAGUUCCGUAAGGCAAUGACCGAGGACUGGAUCCACCAGCUGGGGGCUUCUGGAAUCGACUUCAAACCUCACAAUCCCAUCACUGAGUAUCUGUCCAAUGCCGAUGAGCGUUUGACUUGGCAAGAACAUUCCCUCCCUGUUGACGACCUGUGCACCGAAAAUGCGAUCAUCCUCAAGAAGUUCAACAGAUACCCACUCAUCGUUGAUCCAUCAGGUCGUACCACGGAAUUCUUGCAAAAAGAAAGCAAGGAACGCAAGCUUACCGUCACGAGCUUCUUGGACGAUUCCUUUGUCAAGCAAUUGGAGAGUGCCUUGCGGUUCGGAAACCCGAUCCUCAUCCAAGACGCCGAGCAUCUGGACCCCAUUCUCAAUCAUGUCCUCAACAAGGAGUAUCAGAAAACCGGCGGCCGUGUGCUCAUUCAAUUGGGUAGACAAGAAAUUGAUUUCUCGCCGUCCUUCAAGCUCUUCCUUUCGACUCGGGACCCGUCUGCCUCCUUCCCUCCUGAUAUCUGCAGUCGUACCACGUUUGUCAACUUUACGGUCACGCAGAGCAGUUUGCAGACGCAAUCUUUGAACGAUGUCCUGAAAUUCGAACGCCCUGAUGUUGAUGAGCGCCGCAACAACCUCGUCAAGAUGCAAGGCGAGUUCAAGGUCCACCUUCGCCAGCUUGAGAAGCGCCUUUUGCAGGCCCUCAACGAGUCUCGUGGUAACAUUCUUGAUGAUGAUAACGUCAUCGAGACACUCGAGACACUCAAGAAGGAAGCUGCGGAUAUCUCUAAGAAGAUGGAUGAGACUGAAGGUGUUAUGGCCGAGGUCGACAGCGUCACGCAGAAGUACAGCAUCAUUGCUAGAUCCUGCAGUGCAGUCUUUGCGGUACUGGAGCAACUGCAUCACAUCAAUCACUUCUACCAAUUCUCUCUUCAGUACUUUGUCGACAUCUUCAAUUCUGUUCUCUACGAGAACAAGCGUCUUGCUCAAGAGAAAGAUCACUCUGCACGAGUCCAGAUCAUCAUCCGCGAUCUGUUCAUCAACACUUACCAGCGAACCUCACUGGGUCUGGUUCAAAAGGAUCGUAUCACACUUGCUAUCCUGCUUGCUCAAGCUACACCUUUCCCCAUGGAUAGAACCCUGCUCGACCGCGUCCUGGACGAAUCUUUACAGGGCACAGACCUUUCCACCGAGAUCGAUUCUCGCGACGAGGUGAUGACCAAGCUGGCCAACAUGUCCAUCUUUAAGGAACAUCUUCCCGGCGUCGCUCAAGAACAAUGGGAUCGAUUCUUUGGCGAAGAGCUAGCAGAGAAUUUCAUUCCGCCCAUGUGGGAUGAACAUGUCUCAGAGCUUGACCAGCUACUACGUUCCUUGCUUCUUGUCAAGGUCUGCCGCAUGGACCGAUUUGUGCCCACCGCUGAGCGCUUCAUCGUGGCCGUCUUUGGUCGCGAGCUUUACGAAGGAGGCGCCGAUCUACAACAUGUUGUAGAGCAAGUGACUGCAACUCGACCCAUCGCUCUCAGCUCAAGCCCUGGCUUCGAUGCCAGUUACAAGGUCGAUGCUUUGGUGGAGUCCACGCGCGCAACCUGCGCCAACAUCGCUAUGGGUUCAAACGAGGGUCUCGAGAGUGCCGACAAGGCCAUCAGCAACGCUGCUGCCGUCGGUAACUGGGUAUUGGUCAAGAACGUCCACUUGGCUCCUGCUUGGCUUCAGAGUCUGGAGAAGCGACUGGAUUCGCUCAAGCCACACCCACAGUUCCGCCUGUUUUUGUCGAUGGAGUCAAGCCCCAAGAUCCCUGUCAAUCUGAUCAGAGCCUCUCGUGUCUUGAUGUACGAGCAGCCUGCCGGUGUGCGUGCCAACAUGAAGGAUUCACUCUCCUCUCUCAAUACCAGAGCAAGCAAGGCGCCCGUCGAAAAGGCCCGUGUUUACCUUUUGCUCUGCUUCUUCCACGCCGUGGUCCAGGAGCGUCUCCGCUACGCGCCCAGUCUUGGGUGGAAGGGCUUCUGGGAAUUCAACGACAGCGACUACGAGUGUUCAGCCUACAUCAUUGACCACUGGGUUGACAGUGUCGCCCAAGGCCGGUCCAACGUCGCACCUCAGAAGAUUCCAUGGGAAAUGAUUCGCACCUUGAUCGCAGAGAUGUACGGAGGCAAGAUCGACGAUGCAGAAGACUACCAGCAGCUCGAGAACCUGGUGCACAGCUUCCUUACUCCUGCUGCAUUCGAAGAUGACUACAAGCUCGUCUCUGGUGUCGAAAAUGAUGAUAUGCUCACCCUGCCCGGCACAACCAAUAUGCGUGACUUCGUUACUUGGGUCAACAAAUUACCGGAGCGUGAGCCUCCUACCUACCUCGGACUCCCUGCCAAUGCCGAGAAGCUCUUGCUGGUCGGCCAUGGACGCAAAAUGAUCUCCGAUCUAUCUCGUGUUACAACUCUCCUUGACGAGGGCGAACAAUUGAUGGUCGAUAGCUGA